CUUUCCACAUACAUACACUAAUUCUUGUAGCAUUUUCAAUCAAUUGGCCGAAACUCUUCCAAUCUACAUUCUUAAACAGAGUAGUUAAUUGAUCUUUUGCGUACCAAGUUUGAAACACAUUCGUACGCGACAAAGGCUCGUCAUCUUCCACUAUGCAUGAUCAAUAACCAAAUAGAGAGAUUAUAUAAAUUAAUCGUAUUAAAAAUAAUAAUAGUCCGACUAUAUUCUUCAUCAUAUAUGAUUUGAAUCAAGUUAAUUAAGAGAUCAAGAAGGAGAAGCUAUCGCAACCAUCUUACUUGAAUACAUGUCAAAGAUUCAUCCAGCAUAUCAUCAUAGAAAACAGCGAAGCAAACAUCAUGUUUACAACGACGACCUUGAUCGUGAAGAUAACAAUAUUCGUCUUUUUCCUCCUCUUUGUCCAACUCGCGUAAUAAUAAGUAGGCCACGGGUUAAUUGCCCGUAUAUCUUCACAGUGUGGAAGAAAUCCAGUAUGAGCUUCCAGGGAACGGAUGGAUUCACGGUGUUUGAUAAGCAAGGCAGAUUAGUCUUCCGGGUAGACAACUACACCCGAAGGAAGAAUCGGUCCAUUGCUAGCCGAGGCAGCAGAUCUGGUGGAGUAGUACUCAUGGACGCACAUGGUAACCCGCUCUUAACAUUGAGACCACAGAUGAGCGUGUUAUUACAAUAUGACUGGAAUGGAUAUAGAGGAGGGGAAGAAAAUGAUGGAUCCACUGAUCUAAACAAUUCUACUCCUUUAUUCGUUAUGAGAAGACCUCCAUCAUCUCUGCUCACGAUGAUGGGAAUAACUACAUCAUGCCAGGCUCAAGUAUUUGUUGCUGGAGAUCAAACUAAUGUCAUGGGCAUGAAAAUUAGGAGGACGAGACCAGAUUACAGGGUGCAGGGUUCUUUUCGCAGGCGAAAUUGCAACAUCAUAAAUUCUGAUGGUCAUAUUGUAGCAAAUAUAUCACGAAAAUUAGCUAACGCUACUACUCGCACUACCAUUUUGAUUAGCGACGACGUUUUUAGCUUGGUGGUACAACCAGGCUUUGAACCUCACAUUUUUAUGGCUUUUGUUAUUAUCUUGGAUCGCAUGUAUCCUAACUCAUACGCUCCCCUUAUUUGUUCUUAAUGUAAUCAGACUUUCAUCUCUAAAAUGCCAAGGUUUUUUAAAAUAAAUAAAUAAAUAAUUUCUAUC
Molecule: messenger RNA, 1195 nt
Organism: Capsicum annuum
Lineage: Eukaryota; Viridiplantae; Streptophyta; Magnoliopsida; Solanales; Solanaceae
Product: protein LURP-one-related 5
Exons: 2
Coding region: 305-1129 (274 amino acids)
Source: RefSeq, a predicted model, not a curated record